AUGAUUAAGAAAAACAAUGAAGAGCAAAGUGGAAAAUAUGCAAAGAAAAACACUGACAAUGAAUUUUAUACACCCAAAUCAAGCUUAUCCAUUGAAAGCAUAAGUAGUGAUAUAGCUUUUAAAAACUUAUAUAAGUAUGUUUAUAGGAAUGUUAGAGACGACUGUAUAAAUAAAAAAAAGUACCACAUAAAAAAUAGAAUAACGUCUGAAAAAAAAAAGAAUAAAUUUUCCAAGGAUCAUUAUAAGGGACAACCUAUACUAAACUAUGUAAAAAAAACGAAGAGAUUAAGUAAUAUGUCUUUUUUGAAAAAUGAUGUUAAAGAAGGUAUAAAUAAGAAGCAUGCUGCAGUUUCAAAUGAAAGUUCUACUAGGAAGUUUAAUGAGAAGGCAGUUACCAUAAAAAGGAAUGAAUAUGCAAAAAAAAGACCAUUUUCUGAAAGUGCAACAAACAUUUUAAGAUUCUUCAAAAAUAUGGAUAUAAAUCAAAAAGGAAAGGAAUUACGUACUAACAAUAACAGUAACAAUAACAAUAACAGUAACAAUAACAAUAACAGUAACAAUAACAGUAACAAUAACAAUAACAGUAACAAUAACAGUAACAAUAACAAUAACAGUAACAAUAACAAUAACAGUAACAAUAACAGUAACAAUAACAAUAACAGUAACAAUAACAAUAACAGUAACAAUAACAGUAACAUUAGUGGUCAUAGAAACAUUAUUACGAAGGAAGGCCAUUUAAUAUGUAAUGAUCUCAGCAAUUUAUUAUAUAAUGAACAAAACAAUGCGUUACGUAGUGAACAAAGUAGUAUAGUAUAUAAUGAUAAAAAUAUGAUUACAUGUGAUGAUCGAAAAAUGACUGAAUAUAUUAAUUUCGAAAAGAAUUUCUAUUCAGUUAUAGGGGGGUGCUAUAAAAGGGUGAGAAGUGAAAAUUACGAAAGAAAUAUAUCGUAUGAAGAAAAAGUUGUACUAGAAUAUCAGCAGAAACAUGACGAAUGCGAGAAAUAUUAUGAAUAUUUGGAAAUUAUAUAUUUAUAUUGUAAAAAGUAUUUUUUAUAUGAUAAAAUGGAAUUCGUUAGUAAUUAUUUAUUUUACAAGAAGAAGAACCUAAGAAACUUAAUAUUUUUAAUUGACGCACUAUUCCUAAAAAAGAAGUACGUUGAGCUGUUAUCCAUACUAAGAAGUAAUAAACAUUUGUGGAUUUUUUCUUGCAAAAAAGGGAGGAAAAAAACAAAAGGAACAAACAGUAGAAAUAAGAGAGCAUUCAACAAGAGAAGAACACCAAUGAGAAAAAUCAUUCGCACAUGUAAUGGUAGAAGGAGGAGCAAUAAGUGUGAAGGAAAAAACGACAAAUUGCUGAUAUGCCAUAACCCUUGCUAUGACCAGAUAUAUCGCAGAAACCUUAGUGAUAAGUGUACUGUUGGCAGUGUUUUCAACAAUAUCAACCAAAAUGAAAUGUCUUUAUGUGAAAAAUUAUCAAGGAAUAUGAAAAAUAAAAAUUGUAAAAAUAACGAAAUUACAGAAUUCCAUAAAUUAAAGGAAAAGGCUCCAAUAACAGGAGACACAAAUUCCUACAAUAUAGAUUUGAGUACAAGCUAUAAAGAGGCUCCAAACGCAAUCAUUCAGUUAAAAAAGCACAUGAAAAAGGAUAUAAAAUAUAAAAGGAAUGCUUCCAAAAAAAUUUAUUGUAUAAAUUACAUUGCUUUUGUAAAAAUAUUGUCUUUAGUCAAAAUGAAAAAUAAAAAUUGUUUAAAUAAGUGCAUAAAAUUUAUAAAUAAAAUAGAUAAAAAAUGCGUUUUAAAUAAAAAUGCUCACUAUUUGUUACAAAUAAUUAUAUAUAUAUAUGAACUGAAAGGCUUAUAUAAUAACGCUUUAAGAUAUUCGAUAUUAUUAUUUUUGAACUGCCCAUCCAAUCCACAAAUUAUUCUUAAGCUCUUUAGUUUUUCUGUACUAUGUUUAAAAGACGAAAUUCGAUUAAUUCUGCUAGCUAAAUACCAUAAGAAAAUUGCUUGGUUAAAAUAUUUUCUCUUUUUUAUUUUAUACUCGGUUAAUUACCAAUUUCAAAAUAAAAAGCUUUUUAAUAACUUCCUUUUUCUUAUUGAAAAUGUAACGAAAAAUAACAAGAAAAAGAAAAAUAUAUAUAUAUCCAGAAGAACUAAAAAUAAUGAAUGCCCUCACCAAGAUAGGGUAUAUAUAAACGAUGAUAGCUCCGAAAAUUGCUAUAAUAGAUUAGAAAAUAAAAAAGAUGAUAUGAAAAAGGAAAUAUCAAUUAUUAAUAACUUAGUCUAUGAACAAAAUAUCAAAGAACAUAAGAUCUCAAGUAGCGAAGCAUUAGAAAGGAACGAUAAAAAUAAAUAUAAUGAGAAGAGUAUGAGGAACAACUGCAAAGAAAAGAGUGAAAGCAACCUAUAUAAGGAAGGGAGGAAUAAGAGGGAAUGUAUCCAAAGUUGUGAAGGGAGAGAAAAAAGAGGAAAGGAUUAUUUGGAGAUAUCAUCUUUUUUGAUAUAUUCCCGUAUUAGAUUUCACUUAGAUAAAAAUAAGGAAAAUUCUAAUGUAUAUAUUUAUAGGAAAAUUAUAUUGUAUAGUUCUUUGUAUAACAUAGUAACAUUGUAUGAUGUUUAUAACUAUAUUAGAAAAAAUAAAUUAUCAAAACAUUUUCCAAAAUUUUUCUUAUAUUCCAAAUUAUUUAUAAUGAUAAAUAUUAAAAAAAGUUUUUAUGAAAGAAAUUAUAUAAUGUGUUAUAGUCUAAGCAAAUUGUUAUUAAUGGAACAUAUGUAUGAUUCUUUCACAAUAACAUUUUUUGUAAAUUCUUCUUAUUUAUUAAAUAAAAUAAGCUGCAUUAAAAAUCUAGCUGUUGAAUUAAGAAGAAAUAAAAAAUAUAUCUAUUAUUUAUUCUGCAAUGCAGCUUUAUUACUACAUUUUAGGCAAGUCGAAAGAUCUAUACAAAUAUAUAAAUAUAUAGUUGAUUCUUAUAAAAAUAUUUUUUCUGAUUUAUAUCUUUAUUCCUUGUUUAAUUUAAUAUACUCACUUCAGAUAACACAAAAAGCUCAUCAAAUUAUUUUUCUUUGUAAAAAUUUAAAUAAGUUAUUUUUUCAUAAUAUCCAUGUGUAUAUUUUACUAUCGUAUUAUUACUUUUUAAAUGUUAUACCCACUAAAUCUUAUUCUUCCCUCAUAAGAGCUUAUAACAUAUAUAAUUAUCACCCUCACAUAUUUUAUGUUCUCUCCUAUCUAGCAUUAUCACUUAAAAAGUAUGCAUAA
Plasmodium malariae is the source of this 3255-nucleotide messenger RNA. Its product is annotated as conserved Plasmodium protein, unknown function. Bases 1 to 3255 code for a protein of 1084 amino acids. NCBI's taxonomy places the organism in Eukaryota, Apicomplexa, Aconoidasida, Haemosporida, Plasmodiidae. The transcript has a single exon. The record is from RefSeq and is a predicted model, not a curated record.